Molecule: messenger RNA, 13025 nt
Organism: Ornithorhynchus anatinus (platypus)
Lineage: Eukaryota; Metazoa; Chordata; Mammalia; Monotremata; Ornithorhynchidae
Product: golgin subfamily B member 1
Exons: 26
Coding region: 1-7836 (2611 amino acids)
Cellular component (GO): Golgi apparatus
Source: RefSeq, a predicted model, not a curated record
AUGACUGUAGCUAUAAACAGCUGUAGCGACAAAGCAGCCUUUUGGUGCAAUGAAGGAUGUCAUCACAUUGAGACGGUGGCCGCUCCCCCAGGGCCCGAGGAGGGCUGCAGGACUGGCCACCGCACCCCAGGCCGCGGCCAUCCCGGGGCCCCCGGGCCCCAACCGGAGCCGGACCUGCGCCGCCUUAGGGUCCUUGAUGCCUUAAUGAGCAUGGCAGAUGCAAAUGAACAGCUAGCACAAAGUAAAGUGCUAGUAACUCAACUUAAGCAGUUUAUCAAAGAGAAAGAUGCCGAACUUCAUGAGAGAGACCAACAACUAAAGGCAGCAAAAGAAGGUUUUGAUUCUAAACUUUCCAAAAUAAAACUGGAGAACAAAGCCAAGGUGUUAUUGCUGACUACUCAACUGGAGGAACUUAAGAAACAACUACCAGGACCUGCGGGAGCAGAAUGGAAAGCUGAAGAUGAAAAAGUAAAUUUUGCAUCUAAAAAUGGUGGCCAUGAAAAUGCUGUAAACCGUGCCAAACUCAUAGUACUGAAGAAAAAAGUUGAAGCAUUGGAAUCCCAAAAGCUCCAAAUUAAUGAAGAGUUACAAAAAAAGAUUGCAGACUUGGAAACCCAGCGUCAACGAGGCGUGGACUUGGAUUCUAUUCUUGCAUUAAAGGAUAGGAAACUAGCUGAAAAAGAAGCCUACAUUGUUGAGUUGCAGUUAGCCUAUGGAUCAGAAAAUUUUGCUAGCUUAUUUGCUCCUAUUGAAGAUUUGAAGAGCCAGCUGAAUGCGAAGGAGUCGUCUCUGCAGAACUUUGAACAGUUAGUUCAUAAUCUAACCAAGAAGGUUGAAGAAAAUGAAGAGAAGUGCAGUCUCCUUCAGGAAGAAAAUGAAGACCUUAAAGGACGUGCUGUUAAAGAAAGAGAACAUUUCCAGGAAAGAGAAGCUAUGUACAGUGAAAAUAUUCGUGUAUUUCAAAGUAUUAUCCAGGAGAAGGAAAAAGAGCUAAUGGAACAGGCUCAGAAACAUGAGCUUGAACUGUUUAGACUAGCCGCAAAAUCAGAUGCCAGAUCUGAUCUAGAUCAGUUGCUCAAGGCCCUUAAGCAGAAACUCCAUGAGAAAGAAGAAGUGCUUUCGGGGAGGACCCAGGUGAUUGUCGUGAUGCAAAAGGAGCUAGAUGUCAAGGAUAAACAACUAAAGGACACUAGUGCAAGCAUACGACAGCUGCAGUCAGAGAAAGAAGACUUGGAGUCUAAAAUGUUUGCUGACAGGCAUAUAAUGAAAGUCCAGUUAAGAGAACUUUCGGAAAAACAUGACCUUGAACUUAAGCAAGUUGCAGAGAAGCAUCGUGUUGAACUCCACAGUGUAAUAGAGAAAUAUGAAAUAGAAAUUCAGGAGAAGGAUCAAACCCUGCAGCAUCUUCAGAAACAAGUGGAAGAAUCAAGUAGUAAUGGACAAAGAAUUACUUUGCAAGGCACAGAAAUGGAUGGUGUUAAUAAAGAAAAAAUGAAACAAUUAGAAGCUCAAGUGAACUUGAAAAUAGAAGAAGCUAGAAAAUCUGAAGAAAGAUUGCUUAGAACUAAAGCAUGGUCAAAGUCUCGCAUAAAGCAGCUGGAAAAUGAACUAAAGAAGAUGUCACUGAAGAAUGAUGAUAAAUCUGCUCUAACCAGCCGGCUGUCAGAAUUAGAGGAAAAACUAGAAGUAAAAGCUCAAGCUUUUGUUGACCUCAAAGCACAUAAUGAAGAGCUGCUUUCUAAACUGGAGAUGUAUGAAGAACAGCAGAGAAAGUUGCAGGCAGAUCUCGAGCAGGUUACGAAGAGGGCAGCUUCUCAGGCUAGUGAAUCGGGUAGUGCUGAGGAAUUUCAGUCUCAGCUUUUAGAGUGGCAUGAGAUGGGACAAAGGUCAGAAGAAGCACGUGACCAAGCCAGAGAGGAAAAAUCUUCUCUAGCUAUGAGAAUCGUUGAGCUAGACCAUGAUCCUGAAGCUCUGGUCUCAGGGCAGCAAGUGGACGAGGAUAGGCGGGAUGAUGAAGAAUGUGGCAGUCUUCAUCAAACCAGAAGAAAGAAAAAGCAGGCUACAAUAAAAUUCCAGCAAGAAUAUCAUUUCGAUAGGAAACAGUGCUUUGAAGAUCUGAAUGAUACCUUUGAAGAUGUGAAUGGCAUACAGACAGCAGAAGGGGAAAAUAUGGGAGGUUGGUGGCCGGAGUAUCCAUCCCCUAAUGCAGAAGGAUUACGGAUGGUGAUGGAGGGAUUGGAGUUGGAGAGAAAUCAACUACAAGAGCAAAUUUUAUCUCUUGAAGAUCGUUGUCAAGAUUUGGAAGAUAGACUUCAGUUGCAAGCCAGAGUGGAAGCUUUGCAGAAUGAAAAUGAACAUCUGCAGACGCAACUUGGACAGCUCCAAAGCCAGAAAGCACAGGAUAAUGAGAAGAAUGAAAUAAUUGUUUCUGGCUUGAAUGAACAACUGAAAGGGUUAAAUGAUAGCAAAGCCUUUCUUGAAAAUGAACUUGGGGAAAGAGACCAGAAGCUAUUGCAUGCAGCAAAGAAAUUGGAGGAAAUUGAUAAUUGCAAGAUAUUACUACAAGAGAAAGUUCGUUCCGUGGAAGAAAUGAAUGAGAGGUUGGCCCAAACAGAACAACAACUGGAAGAAGUUAGAAAGCAGUGCCAGGAGAAUGAAGCAGAGUGCUCUGAACAAAAAAUUACAAUUGGUCAUUUAGAAGAGAAAAUAGCGAUGCUUAAAGAAAAGAAUAUGAAGCAAGAGAACACAGUAGAACUAAUGAAGCAAGAUCUUGACCAGGCAAAUGAAGAACUUGAAAGACUCAACACAAACCAUCUGGAGGAGAGAUUUCAACUUAUUCAAGAUCUCCAAAGACGAGAGCGAGAAAUUGACCAACUCAAGGAAGCACUGGCUGAGAAAGAUGAGGCAUUUUCUGCUCUUACUUCCAGUGUGACUGAGCAUUCAGAGCAGGUUAUAGUUUUAAAGCAAGUAGUCCAAGAAAAAGAGGAUGAAGUGAGAAAACUGCAAGAAGCACUGUUAACAGUGGAGAGAGAGAGAAAUGUACUGAAAGAAAUGAAAAAUUCUGAUGUGAAAGAUGAUGUGAAAAUGUCCAUGGUUUCAGAGCAACUCAGUGCAACACAGCUAGAGUUGGAAAAAGUAAAAAGUGACAAAGAAGCCAAAGACAAAGAAAAUGAGGAACUAAUUAAACAAAUAGGUGAAAAGAGUCACACAAUUGAAGAUCUUUGUUCAGAAAUGAAGUCUCACAGUAUCACAUAUAAUAAUAACCUUACUGAGUGUAAGUCACAAAUUAGUGUGCUCAAAGAGCAAAUUAGUGAAUCAACUGUGAACCUGCAGAACAUGGAAAUAAAACACAAACUUGAAAUCGAUUCUUUAAAAUCCCAGCUUGAAGAAAAUAGCUCAGUAAGGGAAACGCUAGAUAGGUUGCAUAAAGAAAAGGAAAGCAAAGAACAGAGUUUUGAAAAUGAAUUAAAAUCUGUGAAGGCCUUGUAUAAUAAGCUUGGCUCAGAAGCCUCUAAAAAGGAUGAGGAAUUGGUUAAAUUAUCCAGGCAGAUUUCAGAACAAAUUGAAAAGCAGGAAUCACUGAAAAAGAACUUACAAGAGAAAUUAGAGGUUAUAAGUUCACUGGAGCAAAAGCUUCAUCAAUUCAAGGAAGUUAAGGUGAAAUUAUUUAAAGACUUGCAAACUAAAGAUGAACAGUGUAAGAAUCUUAACAAUAAGCUAAAUGAAACUUUCGAAACAUUGCAGACUAUCAGGUCAGAAGCUGAGGUCCUUACGUUGGCUAACAGGCAGUUUCAGACCGUUCUUGAAGAGAAAGAAAAAGAUAUGAUGGAACAAAAAAAGAUACAUGCAGAUAUCAACAACAAAAUAACUGCUAUGGAAAAAGAAAAUCAGCAACUGGUAAAUAUGAAUGAGACUCUGUCUAAACAAUUGGAUGUGAAAGAGCAUGAAAUGCUGAAGAGCAUUCAGGCUCUGAAAAAAGAGCUGGAAAAUGAAAUAUCUGCCAAAGAUAUUCAGCACCAAAAAAUAGUUUCAGAACUCCAUCUUGAGAAGGAGGUUUUGAAACAAAAAGUUGAUGAAAUAUCAGCUCUUGUAGAGCAGAAGGAAAGUUCUAUGGCUGAGGAAUUUAAAGUAAUCAUGGCAAAGAUGCGAGAGGAAAAUCAGAAGCUAACUGAAACCAAUUUAAACCUCACUCAGAUAGUGGAAGAGAGAGGAUCUAUCCUCAAAAAUAAAGAGGCUGAACUUGAAACUCUAUCAAAACAAUUGGAUAUGAAACAGUGUGAACUACUGAAGCAAAUUCAGGUUGUGAAAAUGUUAGAAAAUGAGAUAUCUGCCAAAGAUACACAGCACCAAAAGUCAUUUUCAGAACUCCAUCUUGAGAAGGAGUCAUUGAAACAAAAAAUUGCUGAAAUUUCAGCCCUUGGAGAGCAGAAAGAACAUUCUAUGACUGAGCAAUUUAAAGUAAACAUGGCAAAGAUGCGAGAGGAAAAUCAGAAACUAAGUGAAACCAAUUUAAACCUCAGUCAGAUAGUGGAAGAGAGAGAAUCUUCCCUCAAGAAUAAAGGGGCUGAACUUGAAGCUCUAUCAAAACAAUUGGAUAUGAAACAGUGUGAACUACUGAAGCAAAUUCAGGUUGUGAAAAAGUUGGAAAAUGAGAUAUCUGCCAAAGAUACACAGCACCAAAAGUCAUUUUCUGAACUCCAUCUUGAGAAGGAGGUUUUGAAACAAAAAAUUGCUGAAAUUUCAGCCCUUGGAGAGCAGAAAGAACAUUCUAUGGCUGAAGAAUUUAAAGUAAAAAUGGGUAAGGUGCAAGAGGAAAAUCAGAAACUAACUGAAAGCAAUUUAAACCUCACUCAGAUAGUGGAAGAGAGAGGAUCUUCCCUCAAGAAUAAAGGGGCUGAACUUGAAGCUCUAUCACAACAAUUGGAUAUGAAACAGUAUGAACUACUGAAGCAAAUUCAGGUUGUGAAAAAGUUGGAAAAUGAGAUAUCUGCCAAAGAUAUACAGCACCAAAAAUCAUUUUCGGAACUCCAUCUUGAAAAGGAAUCAUUGAAACAAAAAAUUGCUGAAAUUUCAGCCCUUGGAGAGCAGAAAGAACAUUCUAUGGCUGAGGAAUUUAAAGUAAACAUGGGAAAGGUGCAAGAGGAAAAUCGGAAACUAAAUGAAACCAAUUUAAACCUCAGUCAGAUAGUGGAAGAGAGAGGAUCUACCCUUAAGAAUAAAGGGACUGAAAUUGAAGCUCUAUCAAAACAAUUGGAUAUGAAACAGUGUGAACUACUGAAGCAAAUUCAGGUUGUAAAAGAACUGGAAAAUGAAAUAGCUAUCAAAGAAGCACAGCACCAAAAGACAGUGUCAGAACUCCAUCUUGAGAAGGAGGCACUGAAGCAAAAAGUUGAUGAAAUUUCAGCUGUUGUAGAACAGAAGGAACGUUCUAUGGCUGAGGAACUGAAAGUAACUAUGGGAAAGAUACGAGACAAAAAUCAGAAGCUAACUGAAACAAAUAUAAACCUCACUCAGGUAGUGGAAGAGCAAGAAUCUAGUCUAAGAGAUAAAGAGACUGAACUUAAAAAACUCCAUCAACAAAUUGCUGAGGUGGAGGACAAAUAUGCAACAUCAAGUGCCCAAUUAGAACUGCAAAGGAAAGAAUUAGAUUUGUUAAAAUUUGAAAAGGAAAAUAUGUCACUUUCAUGUAAAAGUGAAUAUGAUGCUCUUCAAGCACAAUUGAGGGAUGUUAAUUCUACUCUAAUGAACAAAACAGAUGAGAUAGCUACCUUAACCUCACAUUUGUCUCAGCAAAAUCUUAUGAUUUUAGAUCUGAGGGACCAAAUUGAUAGCCUUAUAAUUGAAAAAGAAAAAUUUAAAGCUAAUUCGGAAGAAAAAGAAACUCAACUUUCUCAAAGUGAAGCAUUAAUUCAACAGAUAAAGGACAGUUCCUUUGUUGGAGAAGGAAAAUACUUGCAAACAAUAUCUGAUUUGCAGAAGCAGGUCCACAUUUUGGAUUCUGAAAUUCAACAGUUUAAAGAGCUAGCACAAGAAAAGGAAAAUGAAAUCCAAAAAAGGGGCCAAGAUAUGCAGAUUUUAAAAAAGAAAUCUGAAGAGGCUGAGAUCCUCAGAGUUCAGCUGUCUGAGAAUGUGGAGAUAAUUGCUGACCUUAAUGGUCAGCUUAAAAAUAUGGCAGAAAAGAAAGCUGAGCUUAAUCAGUCACUCAUUCAGAAAGAUGAGUCUCUGAAGCAAAAAUCAAAUGAUUACAUGAAGCUCAAAGCACAGUAUUCUAAAGUAGAGAAACAUUGCCGCUCGAAGGAGGAGUUGUUGAAGUCUUUGAAUUCUGAAGUAGAUCAGUUAAAAGGAGUUGUUUUGGAAAAAGAUAUAGCUAUUAGAACAACUCUGGCAACUAAUGAGACAUUGAAAUUGGAAAAUGAGACCUUAAACAAACAAGUUAAGGAUUUUCAAAAAGUAGUAAUCAAGCUGAACAAAGAGAUUGAGAGUCAGAAAAGAAUAACUAGUGAUAUGCAUGAAUCUGUAAUCGAUAACCAAAAUCUUUUUAGUGAUAUAAAGAAUGGAUUGGUUCUUGAACUUACAAAUGUUUUAAUUGAAAAAGAUAUGAGUAUAAAGCUAUUAGAAAGCAGUGCUUGUGCAAGUACCAAUGAGAAAGAGCUACUUAGGAAAGAAUUGGAAAAAAGUGCAGAAACAGUUAAUAACCUUACUGCCAUUGUGGAAGAAAAUCAUCAAAACCAAACAGCGAAUUUAACUGAGAUAAGUAUUCUAAAAGAUGAAUUGAAUUCUUUAAAAUCUGAAUACCAAAAGACAGUGGAUCAGAUAAGUGCAUGGAAACAAAAUAGUAAUGAAAAAGAACUUGCUUUACAGACUCUUCAAAAGAAGUGCUCUGACCAAAAUCUACUUAUUGAAAACCUAACAACAAAAUUGUUUAAAUUAAACGCCAAAUAUUCUCCAGAAAGUGACAGUGAUGCACUUUCAUUAGAAAAGAAGACACACUUGGCUUCUCAAGUUACAGAUAAAUUUGCUGUACAGAAAACAGUUGAUGUAACGGCCUUAGAAAAAAAGGAAUUCAUUGAAUCUAAAUAUAAGGUUAAGCAGAAAUCAGAAGAGCCGCAAAAGUUUGAUGAUAAAGUAAAAGUAAUGUUAGAGGCUGACACCGCCAAGAUGAAGACUGAAAAAGAGCAGAUUCAGACACAGGCUUUAGAAACUGUUGCUUUGGUUGGAAGUGAAAAUGUCCCUGAACUAAUCAAACAGCUGAUGGCAGAGAAGAGCCAGCUUCAAAAUAAUUUGCAGCACUGUCUUCAUGAAAUCCAAAAUCGAGACCUGCGCUUCCAAGAAGUGAAUUCAAAAUUAAUACAGACAUUUCAAGAAAAUGCAGUUUUGUCUACCCAAUUGGAGAAUUUAUCGCAGUCAGUAAAGGACAACCAGUUGCACUACUCUGAUUUGCAAAACCGUUAUUUCAUGCUUGAGCAAGAAUACCAAACACUUCAAACUCUCCCCCAAACUGCCCAUGGUGAGACUGUAUCGGGAAUUACCACAAAAACUCCUAAGAAGCCAGUUGAUGUACCUGUCACAAUAGACCAAGAGAUAAGCUCUGAAUGUGGAGAUUAUAUUGUACCAUUUCCCUGGGAUGAGAGGGAAUCUCUGAUCAUAGCUCCCCGGGAACAUGUUAUUGUGCGGAAGAUGAAAAGAAGAGCCAUGUCCUUUGGAAACUGGCUCCGAGGUAGAAGACUAUACUUCUCAGGAAUGCCCAGUUGCAGAGCCAAAUCCCGAUAUUUAUUUUUAGUUUACUUUUUAGUUGUACACAUUGUGGUUUUCUUGUGCCUGACUGGCAAUUUAUAAUACUCUGCAAUUGCUGGGCAAUUCAGUUCCUGCCGACUCACCUUAAUAGACUUUUCACAAAUUGCUGUUAAGCUAUGCACUCACUGGUCAUGGUUGUAGGUAUUCAAACGUGUGAUUUUUUUUUUAAGCAUCUUGCAAGGUGUAUGUUUAUAGCAUUUGCUCCAAAAUUGACUUGAAUCACUCUUACAAUGGAAUAUUAUUUUACACUGUCCUUACAGAGAAUGGGUGUGUGACUGGUGGUAUAUUUAGGGGAGCAAACUGUCCUUUGUUCAAAUCCAUGUAUGUCAUGAGGUGUCACCUCCAUACAAUGUCUUCAGUCCAGCCACUGCCAACGUCUGGGAUAGUACCCAAAGCCACAAGAAGCCAGAUCCAGUCGGUAUGGGGAACCACCAGAGAGAUCAUAGCAUUCCCUAGAGAUGCUGCCAGAAGGCCAAGAGGACCUCCUGUUUGCAAGGUGCAGGAUGUCUACUCUGGUGGGUGAAGAAAGGAGCUGAAUGGAAGGUCAGAGACUAUUCAUCUAGCAGGGAGCCUGCUUGGGACAUUGAACAUGACAAAGGACAGUCAGGAGAUAAAACCUGGAGUGAGUGAGUGUGUGUGCAUGUGUGUGUGGGUAUGUGUUUGUUUUGCACUGACUGGGGCUCUUGGCUCCUGCCUCUUGUCUCCCUUUGCUCUGGCCAUCAGAGAUCAUGGUAAGCCUGCUUCUUUCCUCAACCUAUGGCUCACCAGUUGGCCAAUAAACCCUUUAAUGCAUGCAACAUAUCUGGUCAACUGCCUACUGAUUUCCAGUGUUGGAGAUGACAGUUGAACAGGGAUUCCUUAAUUAUUGGUGUUGUGACUCCAAUGAGUGUUUCACUUUUGGGGUUCCUAGCUCCUAGGCCUGAGCCCUGGGGACUGUGGCCAGUUAUGGGUUAUUUGCUGUCUAGUGAAUUCUCUCAUCCUGAGCUCCCUUUUAAGUAGGUUAUUAAAAAUAUAUUUUUUGUUUUUUGAUCAACUACGGAGCUAUACCUGGUUUGAGAUGAAGGAAGAGCUUGGCGAGCUUCUAAGGAGCAAGGCCAAGUGGAAGAGACCAAAGGUUGAAGCUCUGCCUGGUAGUGAGCACACUCUGGGAUGAGGUAGCUCGUCUCUUCUUCCAUCUGAGGGAGGUGAAAGUAUUGUGUGAUGAUGCCCAGAUAAUGCAAGUGGUGAAGCAGAAGGAAUGAUGCAUCCUCUAUGAGUUGCAUGCUAAUAGGGCCAAUGACAAGAUCCUAGUAAGUGAGGGGACAUGCCAGAACUUUUGUAGAGAGAGGGACAAGUAGAUCGAUUUGGAGACUGAGUUAGAGGACCAGCAGCUUUCCUGUUUACCCUUCCCCUUUCGCAGUCACUGACACAGUACGAUUGUAGAGAGAGGGACAAGUAGAUCGAUUUGGAGACUGAGUUAGAGGACCAGCAGCUUUCCUGUUUACCCUUCCCCUUUCACACUCACUGACAGUAAGAUUGUAGAGAGAGGGACAAGUAGAUCGAUUUGGAGACUGAGUUAGAGGACCAGCUAGCUUUCCUGUUUACCCUUCCCCUUUCGCACUCACCGACACAGUAAGAUAGUGUCAAACCCCAGUCUUGCUGGACUACCUCCUGCCCCAUUCCAGGUCCUCACUUUUAUGCAGCCUGGCCCCUACCCUCCAUUUCUGCCUCUCCUUCACUAUGCAAAUAUUUCUCCUUCCCCAUUCCUGCCCCUCGUCUGCACAUACACUCUACCCAGCAAUAUUAGAGCAGGAGAAUGGAGGAACAAGAAAGAGGGGUGGGACAAUGGAGCACAGACAUGGAGAACCCAGUUGGUUAUGGAGUCAAGACCCUUGACCCUGACAGGGUGCCGGCAUCAUGCAGGAUGUGGGGCCCCUACUAAACAAUGCAUGAAAGCAGCUCAUGGUCUGGUGUAGUCAAGCCCAUUAUAGGUUGUGGCAGGGCAGACCUUCCAAUCCCAGCUAGGAUGGAUUCGAUGAACCUGCAGGGAGGUGUCCACUGGAUGUCCAGGUUUGAUGGACAGGUUGUUAGGAUGAGUGUCUGCCUGGAGCAUACCCCUUCCCCCCAGUUGGCAGGUCAGAGGGGUCACCCCUCUACAAGUGGGGUUGAGUUUUCUGUCCCCAGAAUCCUUGAGAAUGAUCCCGAUAAUAACUCCCAAGCCUGAACCACAGCAGAUACAGGAGCUGGUAGAUAGGGCCGAGCAGGGACGGGGGAAGUGAAGAGACGAGUGCCACUCUAGACUGAAGUCAGCAGCCUUGGGUCAGGUCAGGCAAAUUUCUGCAGGGUGGCAUGGUGUUUGCGCAGGUGAAGUAGAGGAGAGAGAAGGAAGUCUUGGAGGGGGAAGUGGAUCAGCAGGCCCUCCUGGUGGUUGCUGUGGAGAGCCUCUGGGCUCCCCAGAACUAUGGUAGAACGGCCCAGUAGAAGAUGCCCCAGAGACCUAGCAAUCCUCAAGAUUGGAUGCCCUUUGGAACACAAACUCCAAAGGAUACCCUGAGACCCAGCUAACUACACAGAAAGGCUUGAGAUCCUUAAGGUUUCAGAGGUCUGUUCUUGAAACUGCCAGGAGGUUCUCCUGGGCCUUCACAAGGCUCUCCAAGAACUCCUCAAAAACAGGGUAGACUGUGGGUGGACAUAGAUGCCUGGCACACCCUCCCUGCCUGCUCCACUCCAGAUCCCCGACAUAUUAGCAGGGAGAAUCGGGUGAUGGUCAGUCAGUGGGGGCUGGUAGUAAUAGCAGAUUCUCAUGGCUGGUAUCCCAUUUGUUUUUAAUCAAGUCCUAAAUUUAUAAUUUGGUUCAGUGUUUUUCCUAAAAUGUUAAUUGGCUUUUCUUCCGAACCUUUUGCUGUUUGCUUCAAAUUUACAGUUGGCCUUUCCUUCCAAAUCUUCCACAAAAUUUGCUUUCCUGGGUUGUUUUUAAAUUUUAUUUCUCUCCCUUGUCCUUAAUAUUUUUUUUGCUUUAAUUGAAAUUUACUUUUAAAAUUUAUACAAUUUUCUAUUUCGGUUUGAUUCUGUUUUUUCCUCCUCCUUCUUAUCUGUUUCUCUUCCCUUUUUUAUAAUUUCCUCUGGCAUUUACUAUUAGAACUAUUUGGCUCUAACAUUUUGGGGUUUUUUGCUUUUUCAUAUUUAAAUAAAAAUAAAUUAUGAUAUUUAGUAAGCCCUUGUUCUAAACUCUGGGGUAGAUAGAAGGUAAUCAGGUUGGACACAAUCUUUGUCUCACAGGAGGCUCGGUCUAAGCAUUUCUUUUCUCUUCCAAAUCCUCUUUCUUAAAAAGAGAAAGCAAAAGAUGGCCCAGGGAGAGUAGUAGUAGUAUUGUUAUUAAUAAUAAUAAUAAUAUUAAUCCUGAUUAUCAUCAUAGUAAAGUGGCCCUACGUGCUCCCAAAAAUGUAUUUGGAACUCCAAAUUGUUGGAGGGUAGGGGAGAGACUUGCCUAGUGAAUUCUUACAAUCUUGGGGAAGUCACUGUGUGUGUACCAUGGCUGAUUGGUUUGUUUCUUUUCUACCCAUGAUUGAUUUUUAUAAAGUUUAAUUCUGCUUGAGAUCCAUCACAAUGCAUUUUUUGUUCUCUCUUGUGCUUGUCUAUCCUCUGAUUCAAUGUAUACUAUUGUUUAUUUGACUGUAACUUGCUCACUGCCAAUUUCAAGCUCCAUUAGAAUUUUACAUUUCUGUGUAUAUUGGUGUGUUACUGUAGUGUUUCUUGGUCCACUAUACACUGUUUUCACUUGUACUAUAAACCUGACUUGUUAAUUGGCUAUCAAAUGACUUUCAUGCACUGACUUGCAUUUGACAUAGCCACUUGUAGUCUUCUAUGUUUUUUUGCUCUGUUCUUGUCUAUAGUCUACUCCAGUUUUUGGUUUUUUUUUUUGACUUUUUGACUAGCCUAGCUGUAAUUAGUGUCUAUACUAUAAUGCAAUCCAGAAGCAAAAGUGUAGUCUCUAAAUGAAUGAAAAAGGGAGGGAUGUAAGACUGUCUUGAUGAGCAUGUGAGUACCUUAGUGUGUUUGGAGAGGCAGACUGCCCUUUGUCCAAGUCUAAGAAUGCCAAGAGGAUGUCAUCUUUAGAUACGACAUGUGCCAACUCACCUUAAUAGACUUUUCUCUAGCUGUUGUUAAGCUAUGCACUGGUCACUGUUGUGUAUAUUAAAUUGUGUGACUUUUAAGCAUCUUGCAAGAUGCAUGUCUAUGACCUUUGCCCCAGAAUAGACUUGAAUUUCACUUUCGGUGGAAUAUUUUUGCACACUGUGUGGAGGAUGGAUGUGUGAAUGCAUGAAUCUUUAGGGGAGCAGACUGCCCUUUGUCGAAGUUCGUAAGUGUCAUGAGCUCACCUUCAUACAAUGCCCCCAACUCAGCUCCUGCCAACAUCUGAGAAAUGGAGUUUGCCCAAAGCCAUGAUGAGGAAGAACACCUGGAGCCAAGAGAAGCUGGAUCCAGUGGGUGUAGGGUACUCCAGAGAGCUGAGAUCCAGCCAGUCCAUGGAGAUGCUGCCAGAAGGCAAAGAGGACCAGCCAUCCUUGGCAAAACCCAGGAUGUCUGCCCCUUGAAGACAGACAUGCCAGUGGUGGUGUCCCAGAGACUAUUCAACUAGUAGGGAGCCUCUCUGGAGCAAAGGAGGCCCUGCAUGGGACACUAAACAUGACAAAGGGCAGACUGGAGAUAAAGUCCUGGGGGAAAUGAGAGAGAGGGGCAGUUGGGGGGGCUGUUUGGUGUGUUUGGGUAUGUGUGUAUUUUCAUUGACUGUGGCUCUUGGCUUCUGCCUCUUGCCUCCCCCAUUCUGCUUGCUGCUGUUUGGCCACUGAAGGGGACAGUGCACAAGGUAAGCCUGUUUCUUCCCUAGCUGGCACGUUAACUCCUUACUGCAACCUAUUUGGGAAAGCUGCCUUUUGAAUCCCAGUGUUGGAAAUCACUACGAGGCAGGGAUUUCUUCAAUUAUAUUUGCUAAUGAGAAGAUAUUCUCCACUACAAAGACACUGCUGCAUUUGAGAUGUUUAUAGUUUGCAAAUAGAGUUACUACUGAAUGGGGUGUAAAUGGAGUCUUUUCUAUAUAAAUUUUAUUUUAAGAGAGUUAAACUAUAAAUUUUAAAGAUCUAUUCAUCUAUUGUGGUAAGCAGCUUCUUGAUUGUGGCAAGAAGUUUUACAGAGUGCAAUAAAAUAAAUUUCAUGGAAUUCUCCUUUAGAAAUAAAGUUUAAAGAACUGAUCA